AUGUCGCCUCCGCGGUUCGCCGCGGGGCGAGCGCUGCUGGCCUGCCUCCUGCUGGCUGGCUUCGCAGCGGGGUUUGUCCAAUUCGAGCCGGUGCACGUGCCGCGGACCGACCGAGAGAAGACCUCGGUGGUGGCCAGCUUGAAAGUUACCUACGGCGACAUUUCUGCGAAUGCCUUCAAUAAGAUCGCACGCACACGAGAGGACCACAACUGUUUUGAGCCGGGCUGUACGUUCAUGGGCGAAGUUCUGGACAUCACGAACUCCAACGUCACAGCAUACAAUAAGGACACACUGGAGCCGGCCAGCAGGCCAGCGAGAGGCAAUUCCACAGGGCGACGGAUUGUUGAAUUCUCCCACGCGCCAAGCGGCGGGAUCCUGCUGGAGCAGGAGGAGGUGAGGAGAUGGUUCAUGCUGUACCAAUUCGAGGGGCCCAAUCCCGGAACCCUGUUGAGGGUGCGGAUGAGGUUGGAGAACGACACAGACCUGGCCACGCUGCUCACCGUGCCAGUCCCGUUCGUGAAGGAGGGGGGACUUUGGCUGCCGAGGUCUGCCACCCUGACGCCUGGUGGCGCGUACCUGGGAACUGAAGGACUCCCUCCGGAUGGACGGUUGUACUUUGGCGUGGAGUGCAUGCUCGAUGAUGACAGAUCUGACUGUAUGCGCGACAUCGCCCCCAUCGAGUUCUUCAACAUCAUGGACUUCAUGCGCUACUUCAGACGGACUCCGGACCUUCUGAAGGAGGAAGGGGCACUGUUGCUUCCACCUGCCGAAGCUGUCCCUGGCUUUAAGCCGUACCGUUAUGGUUACCCUUUUGAGAUAAGCCUUGGUGUGGACGCGAACGACCGAGUUUUGGAUGACGUUGCAAAGCACUAUGCGAUGGGAAGGCUGGGGGCUCGAGGAAUCGCCGUCAUGCAGGAUGGCUUCAAUGUCUACAUUUCUGGUGGCCAUGGUGGACUCUACAGAUUCAGGCCAUCAGGCGCAAAUUUUGAGGCAGGAGAGCUCUUUGCAGCUUCCAUUGUUCCCAAGGCGAAGGGCGCUGAUGAAGUCACCAUUGAGGAAGGCGACGUUCUUGAAAUCAAGUGGAUAUCCAUAGGAGAAAAUGCUGCAGCGGACGUGGAGGGCUUCACCAGCGGCACUGAAGACCUGAACUUUGGCGACAUAUUCUCCAGCACUGGUCCUGUGGGAGGCGAGUGCCCAGAGGGUUUUGAGCGCGUUGCUUUGGAAGGCAAUGUCGAGUGCCUGCGCAUCGUCGGCGAGGAGUUGGCCGCUGUGUUCGAGCCUGAGCGGUUGGCGACCAUCAAGGGCGCCAGCACGAACGUAUUCCGCUUCUCUCAGAUGGCCACCAAGCUGGAUGCCGACGUGUUCUACCUCGCCGCGGACGUCAUCCGCCAGGGCGCCCUGGACGCCGAGGAUGGCCGCGUGAACGUGAACGCCAACCCCUGCGGCUGCGUCUUCGAGGUCAACAUCGACGAAGACUUCUUGGCCACCUCCAUGAAGGCCAUCCUGUGCGGCGACGACGUGGCCGGCGUGGUGGAGGGCAACACGUGCAACACGGAGAGAAUCGCCAACCCGCGGUCGCUGACGUUCGCCAACAAGUUCGAGAACCUGCUCAUCGGCGAGGACACAGCGGCCCACACCAACAACUUCCUGUGGGCGUGGGACCCGGAGACCGGCCGCGCCACGCGCAUAUUCCACGCGUCGAAGGAGGGCAGGAUCACAAGCGUCAACUGGUUCCAAGACGUCGUGGGCGGCAACAACUACAUCGGUGUGACGAUCGCGAACCCCUUCGACACGUUCGGCUGGAUGUCCUACUUCGGAUCGUUCGACUUGAGCGGGAACAGCAACAAACUCACCUUCAGCAACGUGCCCGUACCCUACGCCGAGGGCCCGCGAGAAAUCCCCAUCGGCUUCAGCCGACUGACGACGGGCAACGACGAGCUGAUAGGGGGUUGGACGCCGCUGUACCGGACCGGUGAAGAGAUAGAGAUCACGGGAGAGCCCAAGAAGAGCCUGGUGGUGGGUCGGCUGGUGGACCAAACCAACAAGCCUGUGGACAGCUAUAAAGAUGGGCCUGUGAAGCCGGAGCGUGUGGAAGAGCCGGACGACUACCACAGGUUUGCAUUCACUUCCUUGAUCAACAUGUGCGACAAAGUGUUUUCCAUUGGUGUGGUGGAUGCACUGCCAGCUGUCAGCUACGUCUUUACGCUUGUUGAAAAUGGCACAGCGUUGGAGACAGUGUCUGCGAGCUACAUCGACUGGUCAGAGUGGGGCGGUCUGUGGCAGUCCGGUGGUGGUGUCAUGAGUCCGUGGAACACCCACCUUGGGGGAGAAGCUUUCGAGCCGAAUGGCCAGAAUUUCCGCGGUUUCGGCUGCUUGACCGGAUUCUCGAGCUGCUUCAAGUCCAGGGCGGAAGAUGACUUCAGCACCAGCCUCCAGUUCCUCCGUUAUUUCGACCGAUAUGUCGACGACCUGGACAACAGUUUCCCCAAGCUCGCCGAGGCGUUCAAUCCGUACGCCUACGGUUACGCCUACGAGGUCAAGGUGAACAAGUUCGGCUGCGCCAAGCCGAUGAAGCACCUGACGCUUGGCCGCUUCUCCCAUGGCGCCCAGGUGGUCAUGCCCGACCAGAAGACGGUGUACAUGACCGACUGGACGACGGGCAGAGAGGUCGGCGGCGGGCUUUUCAAGUUCAUUGCUGACACGGAGGCCGACCUGAGCUCAGGGACGCUGUAUGCGGCGAAGUUCAAACCUGUGAGGGGCAACCUGAACAAGUACGGUGUGUCUUGGAUAGAGCUGGGGUCCGCUAACAACGACGAGCUGGUGGAGGCGUCGCAGAACAUCACCUUUGAGGACAUGUUUACCUCCAUACCGCCCUCGAAGACGUGCAAACUCCAGGAGAUAUUCGUCAAGUCGGGGCUGGAGUGCCUGGAAGUGAAGGAGGGCAUGGAGACGAUGGCGGCGUUCUUCGAGACGCGGCGGUACGCGGCCCUGCAGGGCGCCAGCAUCGAGCUGGCCAACACGCAGGGGCUCACCUUCGACCCCAAUUCGGGCAAGGCCGUCAUCUCCUUCACGCGCAUAUCCCAGAAGGAGAAGGUCAUGGUGCAGGACGACAUCGAAGGCUCAACCAACGACGUCAAGGUCACGCUGGCCCCCUGCGGCUGCCUCUUCAGUCUGGACGUCACCACGGAGUUCGACAUCACGGGCAUGGACAGGUUCUACUGCGGGGACGCCGUGGCGCAGGGCGAGACGCAGGACGAGAACGUAUGCGGCAUCGAGCGGCCCGCCAACCCGGGGCGCAUCUCCAACAUCCCUGGCCACGGCCUGCUGCUGGUGUCCGAGGACAACUGCCUCGUGGACAGCCGUGGGAUCGAGUGCGGCCACGAGAACGGCGUCAUGUGGGCCAUGGACUCGCGGACAGGCCGUCGGGGGCACGAGUUCACGCGCAUCCUGACCGCGCCCAAGUUCAACUCCCUGUCGGACGCUGUGUGGUACCCCAACAUCCAGGGCAAGGCCUACAUCAGCGGCACCAUCAACGAGCUGUACAGCCGCAGCAGCAACACGCCCUUCGAUAAUAACGACCCCGAGGCCGUGUUCGGCUACAUGGGACCCUUCGCUGACGAGCUCGCUGAUGCAAGAAGGGAGGUCAUCAAGUCCGUUGAGCCCAAGUGCUACGAGGAUAUCGAGGCCGCGAAUGGCGAUGGGGUCGAGUUCCAGUGUCCCGCGUCUGCUCCCAAACCAGCUCCCAAGCCUGUUACGACGCCAGCUCCAAAAGCAGUUGCCGUGACAACUUCUACCCCAGCUGCUGAGGCAGCCCCCAAGACACCCAAGACAGCCAAAGCGCCCACAACGCCCAAAACAUCCGCGGCCCCAACGACUCUAGUGAUGCCGCCCAAAGCACCAUCGACCAAGAACUGA
This is a messenger RNA of Ostreobium quekettii, 3915 nucleotides long. NCBI's taxonomy places the organism in Eukaryota, Viridiplantae, Chlorophyta, Ulvophyceae, Bryopsidales, Ostreobiaceae. The record is from the annotation of a GenBank genome assembly.